Molecule: messenger RNA, 708 nt
Organism: Oncorhynchus keta (chum salmon)
Lineage: Eukaryota; Metazoa; Chordata; Actinopteri; Salmoniformes; Salmonidae
Product: ryanodine receptor 2-like
Exons: 5
Coding region: 1-483 (160 amino acids)
Biological process (GO): calcium ion transport
Cellular component (GO): sarcoplasmic reticulum membrane; sarcolemma; smooth endoplasmic reticulum
Molecular function (GO): ryanodine-sensitive calcium-release channel activity
Source: RefSeq, a predicted model, not a curated record
AUGAGCAAUGUGACACUGUCCCGGGACCUGCACGUGAUCCAUGGCAGACUGCUUGCAGAGAACUAUCAUAAUAUUUGGGCGAAGAAGAAGAAACUUGAACUAGAAGCCAAAGGUAGAACAGUACUCUUUACUGAUGAAGGAGGAGGGAACCAUCCCUUACUGGUGCCCUAUGACACACUCACCGCCAGAGAGAAAUACAAAGACAGAGGAAAAGCCCAAGACAUUCUCAAGUUCUUUCAGAUAAAUGGCUACACUGUGUCCAGGGCCAUGAAAGAGCAGGAGUUGGAUACUCCCUCCACAGAGAAGCGUUUUGCCUACACCUUCCUGCAGCAGCUCAUCACUUACGUAGACGAGGCCCACGAACACAUGCUGGAGUCUGGUGAGGAUAACACUUCACAUUGGUUACACUGGUUACGUCACUGGAGUCUGGUGAGGAUAACACUUCACAUUGGUUACACUGGUUACGUCACUGGAGUCUGGUGAGGAUAACACUUCACAUUGGUUACACUGGUUACGUCACUGGAGUCUGGUGAGGAUAACACUUCACAUUGGUUACACUGGUUACGUCACUGGAGUCUGGUGAGGAUAACACUUCACAUUGGUUACACUGGUUACGUCACUGGAGUCUGGUGAGGAUAACACUUCACAUUGGUUACACUGGUUACGUCACUGGAGUCUGGUGAGGAUAACACUUCACAUUGGUUACAC